Tripterygium wilfordii is the source of this 4413-nucleotide messenger RNA. Its product is annotated as histone-lysine N-methyltransferase ATX4-like. Lineage: Eukaryota; Viridiplantae; Streptophyta; Magnoliopsida; Celastrales; Celastraceae. The record is from RefSeq and is a predicted model, not a curated record. Gene Ontology annotation, molecular function: protein binding. Gene Ontology annotation, biological process: regulation of transcription by RNA polymerase II.
CUCUCAUGCUUCCUCCCUCCCUCCCUGUUUCUCUCUCUACAAAAAAAAUAAAUAUUCAAUCCAUUUUUUAUUUAUUUAAUUUCUUAUGUCAUUCACUCGUAUCAUAUGCAAUGCAGCAGUUAGAUAGAGAGAGAAAGAGUAAGAGAGAGAAAGAGCUUCGUUGUCCAAAUAGAAUUCGGUACAGAUCUCUGCUUCGUUGGACUCUUCGAACCCCCCUCACAAAUUCCAUCUCUUUCAAUCAAAUUUACCUCAGUAUCUCCUUCUGUUUAUCAAUCAUCUCUUUUUAUCUUCUUCCCGACCUGUGUUUGUUUACUGAGCAAGGAAUUUUGCCUCUGUUGUUGCUUCUGAUUUUGAUUGAAAUUUGGUGAUAGUUAGGGUUUAUGGAUGGUUUGGGGAUUGAGAGUUUGAUGCAAAAUUCAGGAGGAUUUUGACUUCGGUUCCUUUCUCGGAUUGCUUAGUUUUCGAGAGGAUGAUUAUUAAGAGGAAGUUGAAAUCCCAAAUGCCGACUCUUAAACGUUGCAAAGUCAGCGGCUCGGCGGCUGACGACGAAGAUAGCUCCGCGGCUAGGAAGAAGCGUAAGGUUAAUGGCUAUUAUCCUCUUAACCUGCUAGGAGAGGUCGCCGCGGGGAUCAUUCCAAUCGGUCUCCACGGAAUUCUUUCCGCCCGCGCUGGUCAGGCAGCGGAGAAGGGUGGUUACACUGCGUCUUGGUGUACUGAAGUGUCCUGCUCACCUGGUGAGGUUGAGUCGAAAUCUAAGGGCCGUGAUUCGUCCAGAGCAACCAGAAUGAAUAAGAAGGCGGAGGUUUCGCGGCCACCACUGGUGAGGACCUCGAGGGGCCGCGUUCAGGUACUUCCUUCACGGUUCAAAGACUCUGUAAUUGAGAAUUGGAAGAAAGAGAGCAAGACUAACGUGCGUGACGAUGCUGUUGAUGACGAUACUGAAUGUGGAAACGAUAAAUUCAGCUUCAAAACACCAAAACUCAGUAGCAUGAAUGUUAAAGCUAAGCGGAAUGGCGAGAGAAUUGGAAAUAAGCAUCUUAAGUAUUCCACAUUGCGUGAGGAAGAGGAAGAGGAAGAAGAGGAAUUAGGUUUCAGGAAUUUUAAUUCAAAGAAGUAUGCUAGUUCACGUAGUACAUUAACAUCGCUAAAUGAGCAACUGCCAGAAGAUGAGAAGGGCCCGGUUAUAGAGAUUGAGGAGGAGGAGCAAAUUGCUUUGAGUAACAGGGAGAAGAGUGGCGAAAGGAAAGAUGGGCUGUAUGGCCCAGAGGAUUUUUAUUCUGGUGACUUAGUGUGGGCAAAGUGUGGAAAAAAGUAUCCUUUUUGGCCUUCAAUUGUGAUUGAUCCAAUGACACAGGCACCGGAGCUGGUCUUGAGGUCUUGUAUACCUGAGGCAGCUUGUGUAAUGUUUCUUGGGCACUUUGGAAAUGAAAAUGAAAGGGAUUACGCUUGGGUCAAAAGAGGGAUGAUAUUUCCGUUCAUAGACUUCGUGGACAGGUUCCAGGAACAGCCUCAAUUGAGUGGCUCCAAACCUGGUGAUCUCCAGCAUGCAGUAGAGGAGGCAUUUCUGGCAGAACAGGGCAUUGUGGAGAAGUUGUUACAUGUUAUUAAUAUUGCUGCAGGGAACCCAACGUAUGUUGACUCUGCUGUUAGAUGGGUUCCAGAAGCUAGUGGUUCAAACCAGGAUCAAGACCUAUACUUUCCCAAUCAGGAUGUGAAAAGUAAAGACACGCGGCCCUGUGAAGGCUGUGGCAUGAGCCUUCCUUUGCAAAAGAAAACAAAGGCUUCAACUCCUGCGAACCAGUUCUUCUGUAAAACAUGUGCUAGGUUGACAAAAUCAAAACACUUCUGUGGCAUUUGCAAGAAGGUGGAACAUUCCGACAGUGGAAGCUGGGUACGUUGUGAUGGUUGUAAAGUUUGGGUCCAUGCAGAAUGCGACAAAAUCUCCAGCAACCGCUUUAAGGACCUGGAGGCUACUGAUUAUUAUUGUCCCAGUUGCAAAGCAAAAUUCAAUUUUGAGCUGUCAGAUUCUGAGAAACCACAUUCGAAAGCCAAAUUAAACAACACUAAUGGCAAAUUGGUGCUGCCGAACAAAGUUACUGUUGUGUGCUCUGGCGUUGAAGGCGUAUAUUUUUCGAGCCUCCACUUAGUUGUAUGCAAGUGUGGGUACUGUGGUCCGGAAAAGCAAGCACUUAGUGAAUGGGAACGACAUACAGGCUCCAAAAUGAGAAAUUGGAGGACCAGUGUUCGGGUGAAAGGUUCCAUGCAACCUCUAGAACAAUGGAUGCUGCAGUUGGCAGAAUAUCAUGAAAAUGCCCUUGUUUCUAGCAAACCUCCGAAACGACCUUCUGUGAAGGAGCGAAAGCAGAAGUUGCUUAAAUUUUUGCAAGAAAAGUAUGAACCAGUUUAUGCUAAAUGGACCACGGAACGAUGUGCUGUUUGUAGAUGGGUUGUUGACUGGGACUACAACAAAAUAAUUAUCUGCAACAGAUGUCAAAUAGCUGUUCAUCAAGAAUGCUACGGGGCAAGAAAUGUAAAGGAUUUUACUUCAUGGGUUUGCAAAGCAUGUGAAACACCUGAUGUCAAAAGGGAGUGUUGCCUUUGUCCAGUAAAAGGUGGUGCUCUGAAACCAACUGACAUUGAAACAUUGUGGAUUCAUGUUACAUGCGCUUGGUUUCGACCGGAAGUUUGUUUUGCGAAUGAUGAAAAGAUGGAACCUGCUGUUGGGAUCUUGAGUAUUCCAUCAAACUCUUUUGUUAAGAUCUGCGUUAUUUGCAAACAAAUUCAUGGCUCGUGCACUCAAUGUUGCAAGUGUUCCACUUAUUACCAUGCAAUGUGUGCUUCAAGAGCUGGCUACCGCAUGGAGUUACACAGCCUGGAAAAAAAUGGUAGACAGAUCACAAAAAUGGUCUCCUAUUGUGCUUAUCACAGGGCUCCAAAUCCAGAUACAGUUUUGAUCAUACAGACUCCUUUAGGGGUUUUCUCUGCUAAAACCCUUGUUCAAAAUAAAAAGAAGGCUGGUUCGAGGCUAAUUUCAUCAAAAAUAGGGAAACUUGGAGAAGUGCCAACAGUAGAGAUGACAGAGGAUGACCCAUACUCUGCUGCAAGGUGUAGGGUUUUCAAAAAAGUGAACAAUAACAAGAAGAGAACAGAAGAAGAAGCUAUUGCACAUCGAGUGACAAGACCUUGCCAUCAUCCUCUAAGCACAAUACAAAGCUUGAACGUAUUCCGAGUGGUAGAGGAACCCAAAAUCUUUUCUUCUUUCAGGGAACGACUUCACCACUUACAGCAAACUGAGAAUGAUCGAGUUUGCUUUGGUAGAUCGGGAAUACAUGGAUGGGGCCUUUUUGCUCGCAUAAACAUUCAAGAAGGAGAAAUGGUCCUUGAAUAUCGAGGAGAACAGGUCAGACGAAGUGUAGCUGAUCUAAGGGAGGCACGUUACCGAGCUGAAGGAAAAGAUUGCUAUCUGUUUAAGAUAAGUGAAGAAGUGGUGGUAGAUGCCACUGAUAAAGGAAACAUAGCGCGGUUAAUCAACCAUUCGUGUAUGCCCAAUUGUUAUGCAAGGAUCAUGAGUGUGGGUGAUGAUGAAAGUCGGAUCGUACUUAUCGCCAAGACUAUUGUAUCUGCUGGUGACGAGCUAACGUAUGAUUACUUGUUUGAUCCUGAUGAGCCUGAGGAAUUCAAAGUCCCGUGUUUAUGUAGAGCUCCAAACUGUCGAAAAUUCAUGAAUUAGGAUACACACAGCGCACAGUGAUAUUGUUUCUCCACAAGGAGCACUAACACCUAUUACCUGCAGGCAUUUGGGCAAAUUUGUUGACACAAUUUAAUCCUCCAAUAAAUGAAAGCCAACCCUUUCGAUCAUAGCUGGAGACCUGCUUUCAAAAGGACUCCGAAUGAAUAGAGGUGUAAAGUGGGCUGGCCUAGCCCGGAACAGUCCACAGGCGGCCCGCGAGGUUCAAGGGUUUGUGAAGAAAAGUGUGGUGACCAUGAUGGAGGUCUUUAUUCCUUCCGACAAGUUGGAUUAGACUAUGUAUAGAUUCGGCAUAGCUCAUAAGCCCAACAAUAAUAUGAUAUUGUCUGCUCUCGAUCGAAAUCCUCAUGGAUUUGUUCCUCCAAGCCCAACAUCCUUGCUUAGACACUCUGCUUCUUCGUCAGCUCCAUAUGGCAAUACAUGUUUGCUUAGAGUAUUUCUAGGAGACUACAACUCUUCCAGUAGUAAUGACAAAUUCACUUUUGUAUUUUGAAUCUUUAGCAUUGGAUAUACAAUUGGCAUCACUAUACCCUUCAAGUACAUAUUUUAAGGUGUAUCUCAAAUAUCUGAGAACUCUUAUAAUAGCUUUCUAGUGAUCCUUUCCAGGAUUACUUGUAUACCUACCAGUAACUCUUGAAUAUUCUAUUUGAGAUAUCACGUUACCA